This is a messenger RNA of Salvia hispanica, 637 nucleotides long. It is a transcript of the gene XERICO, whose product is annotated as RING/U-box superfamily protein. The record is from RefSeq and is a predicted model, not a curated record. Lineage: Eukaryota; Viridiplantae; Streptophyta; Magnoliopsida; Lamiales; Lamiaceae.
AUGGCGAUUUCAUCUUACCCGACUCCUGCAGACGCUGGAGUGCUCUGCGUAAUCCUGGCUAACACGGCCAUCUCGAUCUCCAUCUUCAAGGAGAUCUUCCGCUCCAUCCUACAUGUCAUCGGCAUUCACAUAUCCUCGUGGGAGGACUUCUCGGUGGAGCCCUCAAACUCUGGUGAGUGCUGCAGGCGCCCCUCGGAGUCUUACGUGGAGGAGUUCAGGAGCCGCUCGCCCUCAAUGCAGUACGAGUCGGUCUUCAUCUGCCCAUGCCCCAAGCAAGAGUGCUCCAUCUGCUUGACCGAAUUCGAGCCCAAGGCAGAGAUCAACCAGCUCUCCUGCGGCCACGUCUUCCACAAGCCCUGUCUCGAGAAGUGGCUCAACUACUGGAACAAGACGUGCCCUCUCUGUCGGAACUACAUGAUGCCACAGGAAGCCGAGGACGCCUCCUCGUGCCCCAUGUGAGGUAGAAUCUACGACGUGUGUACAGCAUAGGAGACGAGAAGUAUCCGUUAGAAUCACGAAGAUCGUGUAGUAGUCCGAUGCAUAUACGUAAGCUGCCAGUAUUCUGCGUCCUCUUUGUAGCGACGGGUCAGCGCGACGUUUAUCCGUGUUUGUAUAUAUUAUGGGAAGCUUUCAAGAA